This is a messenger RNA of Ixodes scapularis (black-legged tick), 1656 nucleotides long. RefSeq names its product phospholipid phosphatase homolog 1.2 homolog. The record is from RefSeq and is a predicted model, not a curated record. Gene Ontology annotation, molecular function: phosphatidate phosphatase activity. Gene Ontology annotation, biological process: signal transduction; phospholipid metabolic process; phospholipid dephosphorylation. The transcript has a single exon. The coding region runs from base 50 to 982 and encodes 310 amino acids. Lineage: Eukaryota; Metazoa; Arthropoda; Arachnida; Ixodida; Ixodidae.
GACGUCCGUGAUUUCUUCCGACGCUCCCUCGCAGCCCGAACACCCAAAAAUGGCGGCCUCCUUGUCAGACCCCGAGGCCCCCGGAGAAGCAGAGGCACCUCUCAAGCCCCGUUCCUUCCGGUCCCUGCCGCGGUCUUCGACGCCUCGACCGUCCAGAGCUUCUUCGCCGACCUCCGUUCUAGUGGUGUUCCUGGACGCAUUUAUACCAUUCUCGACCCUCGCCGAACUCGCGGUCGAAGUUCUCCUAGCCGCACUUGCGGUCUACGUGGUCCUGUCUCUCGCAGGCGCCUUCCAGGUGAGUGGAGGACGAGGUCCUGGUAGACGUCCGCCCCCGUUCCGCUGCGACGACCCCAACCUCCAGUCGCCGUUCCUCGUCGAGAGCGUCCGGACCAGGGACCUGGUCGCCUUCGUGGUGACGGCACCUCCGAUCAUCCUCUUAGCCUUGGAACUUCGACGUGGCGCCGGUAGCGCCCUGAGGGACCGUGCCUUCUGGGCAGGACGUUUACUCCGCCGCUACUUCGUGGGUCUACUCCUGGUUGCCGCCGCGACGCAGCUCCUCAAGGACGUGGUGUCUGAGAAGAGGCCCCACUUCAUGGACUCUUGUAGGCCUGCCGUCCUGGACGUGUUCUCCCGGAACGCGACGCCCUCCUGCGAGGGGUCGUCGGCUACGUCGUGGGUGACGGACUACGUCUGCUUGGGUUCGCCUCGGGGAGUGUCCCACUCCUUCGAUUCCUUCCCGUCGGGACACGCGAGUGCCAGUUGUUACGCCGGGUUCUUCCUGAUCGGGUACGUGGUCUGGAGAGGCGACGCCGUGGCACCGGCGACCGUUAGGGUCCUGGUCGUGGCCCUGUUGUCGGCCGCUUCGGCUGCGGUGUCCGUUUCGAGGAUCGUGGAGAUGAUGCAUUUCUGGUGGGACGUGGCGGUCGGGGCCGCCUUGGGUCUCGGCUUGGCCGUCCUCUUCGUGGUGUGGCCUUUCUCUUGAAGGGGUACGAAGCCUUGCGCUGGAGAUGUCCACUGACAGAUUAAAAAGCGUAGGGCGUAGUGCGACUGAGAUCCUAUCAUCGCUCUUUACCCAGUGAGAUUUCGACAUUAGCAGAUAAGAACACCGAAGAGCGAAUCACGAAGUUGGAACAUAAUAUGCUACGCCCCGCGUUUCUUAAAUUAUCAGUGACUGUUUGUUUUCUUGCUUGCGUUCGGAAGAGCAUGGCCUUUCCUGUAGCCAGAACUAGUCCGCUGAGCCAUGGGGCCUAAGAUGCAUGGGAUCAAGGCUUGAUCCAUCUCUGUGUUACCACUGUGUGGGGAAGAGAUUUGUGCAACGUCUCCGGCACGACCAUCUGAAGGGGUUGCAGUUAAUGCGAGGGAAAACUACGCCAACAGAUGAUCAAUGUCGGGGUGUAGUUCCCAUAUCCCUCGUCCCUCGCCAUGAAAAUCGUGUCUGGUGGAAGUGUAUUGCUGUUGAUUCAUUUUGUUGCUGCAGAAAAUGCCUGGUUGAUCGGAGGUUCUGUUGUCACGCCGAUGGGAACUGGUACCAAAUGUGAAAAGAGCAGAAGGUGUUCGAAAAUUAAAACAGGUAGAGGAAAGGAGUUUGUGAGGCAGCAAGCUACCCGAGCUUUGGCGCCAUACAUCUCGUUACGUUAAAUUCACCACUUUUCUUUU